Frieseomelitta varia is the source of this 4692-nucleotide messenger RNA. RefSeq lists its product as uncharacterized. The transcript has 2 exons. The record is from RefSeq and is a predicted model, not a curated record. Bases 1283 to 2092 code for a protein of 269 amino acids. Lineage: Eukaryota; Metazoa; Arthropoda; Insecta; Hymenoptera; Apidae.
UGACGAACGAAACGUAAUCAAACUGAAAUUGAAUUGUAAGAUAAAACGUACGAGCAAAUGUACGUGAAUAGUAAUUUGCUGAAAAAUAUGUUGCAAGAUAUUUUUGCAAGAUCGACGAUAUAUAAUUUAAAGCGACAAACAAUAGUGUGCUAUGGAAGAGCGAACGUUUGAUAUUGCCCUAAUUGUUUUGCGUGAAUCGUAGCAUUUACAUAUAUAUGUGAUCGGACGUAAGUGAAGCAUGAUUCAGACUGAUGAUGGAUUGACAAAGGAACCGAAGGAAAAUUGUAAAUAGGAAGAUAACGAAGGGGAGAAAAGAACGAGAACGAGAACAGGACAGAAAAGAAAAGAAGUGAUGAAGAGACAAAGAGAUGAAAUGGUAAGGAAAAGGAGGAUAACCGAAGACAAAGAGAAAAGGAAAGAUCGUAAUGAAGGAGGACCAAUGGAGGUGAGAGUCAAAACCCAGCUAUCGUAAUUAAUAGAAAAAGGAAAAGGAAGAGAGAAGGAAAAAGUGGCGAAGGAGCAAAAGCGUGGGGGAAGCUUUUGGAAGGAUGAAAUUGAAGAAGAACAUGAAACGAUGAAACAAGGCGCAAGGUCGUUCGGUAAACAAAGAGAAAGGGAAGGCGAACGCGAAGAGUACACGCAACGAGGCCGUAGGAAAGAAAUGCGAAAGCGAAAGGGGAGAAGGAAAAAAGAGGGAGAAGAGUUAGCGGGAGAAGGAAAACGGCUUGGCGGUUUCGCAUACAUGCAUAAAGUACGUUUAGCGAUGAGGCGUGCAGCACGGUGGCCGAUUCGUUCGCGCAGACUCGGCCAUCUUCGUGCUCUCGCCGGGUUUCCGUAAAGGGAAAUAAAGAAAGGAAGGCGACCAAACGCGCGCGGGUCUCGCGCAAAAAUCAUUAAAACGCGUGCUCGAUUCGCGGCUGCGGCGUCGUUGUCGGCUCGUAGUCGACGAUUUAUUAGCCGGUACAGGGAACGGGUGGAACUCGCCCGCUGCCUCUCAGCCGAGUCGCUUGCUCGCUCGCUCUCUGACUUUCGACUCAACGUCCGUCCGUAAUCUCAGCUUGCAGUCUUUUUUUGACGCACGCGGCAUUUUCUCCACGACAGGAGAGAAGAAACAAACAAAAAAAAAAAAAAGAAAAGAAAAAGAGAAAAAGAAAAGAAAAGAAAAGAAAAGAAAAGAAAAGAAAAGAAAAGAAAAGAAAAGAAAAGAAAAGAAAACGUUGGCACCAGCCAGAGUGUGUCCGCGCGCGCCGCCUUAAUAUUCGUCGUGGCCAUUCUAUUUUCCAUGUUUAGCGACGACGCGUGGAACGAGUCAGAAACGAACGACACGCGGCUCGGCAUGGAGUGGACUCGCGACAAGACCCUCGAGCUACUGCGCGAAUACCAACAGAGACGCGUCCUCUGGGACUGGAAUGCUCGAGGGUAUCGCGACCGUGCCAAACGAAAACGCGCGAUCCAAGAGCUCGCCGAGAUCCUUUGCUGCAACACCCUCGAGAUCGAGAAAAAGAUCACGAAUCUCAAGUGUCAAUACUCAAGGGAGGUUCACAAGAUACAGAACAGCCGUGACACAGCUACCGGGCCCGACGAUGUUUACGUGUCCAAGUGGUUCGCCUUUAAAGCAAUGCAAUUUCUGCAAUUUGGCACGCGUAGAUACAGUAAGAGAAAGAAGAAAGUCGAAGAGGUGACGUCCAAACUGCAAGAGGAGUACAUAGUUAGCGACAUCGAUCCCGAGAGCAUAACCUUCAUAGACUGUAACGAGGAAACGAACGGAUCUGGCUCGCUAAACGCCUCGCUCAGCGAGGACGCCGAGGAAUCGUCGUGCUCGAGCUUGAAAGCGAUGGAGCCGUACAACAACGGUUUGUUGCAAGAUCACUGUAGUCCGGGUUGCGAUCUGGACGAGUCCGAUCAGACAAAGCUGGAGGUGACGGCCGACGAACGGAAGAGAACGAAAGAGGAGUUCGCCAAAUUCGCGGAGAGCAUCGCUGUACAACUAGCGGAGAUCCCAGACUCGUACUCGAGAUCCGUGGCGAAGCUGAGGAUCAAUCAGAUCCUGUUCGAGGCGGAGAUAGGCGUUUACGCGCAAACACGUCGCUAACAAAUGCAAAUGCUUCGUUUCGACAUUUAAAACGGGGCGGGGAGGGACAAUUUGUGCCACGCAAUCGUGGCGAAAUUUUUUUCCAUCGAAAGAGAAAUUUCUGCACUGUAACGCGUUAGAUUGUCACACAUGAUUGUUCGACAUGAAAGAGCGACCAUGUGUUCAUGUACGUUUCGUGGGCAGAUUGAAACUGAGAGGCAAUGCUCUUGCGACUGACCGGAAACGAACGAAUAACGCUGUUUACCGCGCAAUUGAAGCAGUAGAUGUAGAUACGUGUUUUAAUAUUAUGAGAACUAUUGUUAAAUAAUAGCGUGGAUGGUACUUUAAAUGUAUGAUCGAUUCGAUGACGCAUUUUCGAAUUGCAUUAGCGUGUUAUAUUUAAUUCGAAGUUCGUCGAGAAACGACAAUACGAGGACCUAGCGUUUCUGGCUUGUUAAGCUUACAAUUAUUAUCUGUCUACUUCUGAUUUCCAUCUCCGUUUCGAAUUAUAUUUACACGUAUUUACAUGUAUACCGAAUUAUAAAUCGGUUUCGAGUUGUGUGAAAUUCGGAAUCGAUGACCGAGGAUAGUAAUGAAUUUAAAUUUGAAUGAUUUAUUGGUAUUAAUAUUUCGUCCUCGAUUAGGAUAGAUGGUACAAUGAGACUAGAACGAGAAAGUAAUACAUACGAGUUCACAUGUAAUUUACUAGUUGAAUGUAUAGUUGACAAAAAGAUCAUUUAUAUGAAGUUUAAGCCGUUUAGAGACAUUUAGAAAAUUCUUUAUAUUUAAUGUUACGUCUUUUUCUAAUUAAAAUUGGUUCUCUUCUGGGAAUUAAUCGUUCAAGGCCCCGAGAAUAAGCUUGAAUAUUACGGUGGAAAAUCUACGUGUUGUUGUGAAAAUUAUUGUUCUGUAAAAGUAAUAGAAUUUUGUGGAAUUUAAAGAAAUGUUGAAGAAAACUGAUUUGAACUGCUUGGAAACUGAAACUGCUUCUAAGCGCUUCUAGAAGCAGUGUUUCGUUAUAUACGUACAAAAAUGCAUUAUCAAGCGUUAAUGAAAUUUGCAAAAUAUUGAGAUUAAGGAAAAUAUUUUGCAAUUCAAAGCCAGAAGCGCGAUCUGUCAUAAAAGGGUGAAUUUAUAUUAUUUCUCAAUAUUUAAAUGCCUUCUACGUAUCAAAAAUAUUUUAACAGGCACGUUAUCGUCUAGGACUCGAUUUAUAAAAAAGACUGUAUUUUAAACAACGCUAUUUUUCGCAAUACAAUUUUGUUCGUUUGUAAGGAUGAUCCAAAUAUUUUUUAAGCGAUCUUUGGUCGAUCGAACGUUAUACACAAUUAUAAAACGAAAUGUGGGUAUGUGAUUUUAAAUGAGAAAAUAAGUCAAAAGUCUAUGACAUUUGAGUCAGGUUGAAUGGAAUAACGAAACUCGCUGUAAUAUUUAAAAAAAGAAAGAAAUUGAUGAGCUUAUAAAUGUUAUAGAAUAUAUCCAGUUUAAACUGUUUGUAAUUCUUAACUAUUCGUGAUUGUCCAGUUAUUGAAAAAAAUACAAAAAAUUUAUUCAGACUAGUAAAAGUAGCACUAAGUAUGUUUUCUUCUUUUUCUUUUUUAUGUAAAUAACAUUGUUAUAUUUUCAAUGUAUGUUCUUAAAUUUUUACGCAACUCAAAUUUGUUAUAAAAAAUUGCACGUUCGAAAGAAAGUUGAUGCCCAAUUGUAAAUAUUGAUUUGAUCGUUGCGAAAUAUUUUAAUGCACAGAUAUUGUGAUACUAAACGUACUUUUUAAAAUGACAGCGAUAUUCGUCAUUUGUGUAACCUGUCUCAUGAUUUAAAUCUAGAUUGUAAUAACUGUGUAGGUAUGUAUGUAUUCUAUUGGUAUUCUUUCAGGGCUUUAAGUAGUGGACGCGUAGUAACUAAUUUUAUAUAUAUAUGUAAUGAAUUAUUUUUUAUCGAAAAAAAAUCCCUCCGUAAAAUCGAAAAUAAGUUAUUUUUAAAUUAACUACGUUAAUUUUUAUCUUAGGAGCAAACUGUAUUGUAUUUCAUAUCAUAUUAAAUUAGGCUCUUUGUUAAUAUGUAGCUAGGUAAUAUAAAAAUGAAAUUAGAUAGUAAUAAUUAUACACAAAAUUCAACAGUCUCCGGUGUAUGUCUUUAUAAUACGUACGUACAUUAUUGUUCCUCAUUCUGCGAUAGUUUUCUAUCAUUGUGAUUUCAUUUAGAAUAUUUACGUACAGUUUUUUAGAAUCUUUUUACUUAAAUUUUAAGAUUAUUCUUAUUCGAAACGAAUCUUCGCACGAUCAAAUACUCUGUUUCUUUGUGAGUUUACGUUUUUAUGAAGUCCUCGAAUUAUUGCCAGAGGCAUAGAUAUUAUUUCUUCUCCGAGCAAAUCUCUUUCUUCAAAUCUUAAUAAUUUCAUUGCCAUAAGUAAUUUCGAAUCAUCUUACUUAUUUUGAACACAUGGAUAAUUUGAACAACAGAUAGUACAGAAACUUUUAAAUAUAUCCUUUCCAAGAUAUAUUUGAGUGAGCACUUUGGAAAUAAAAAUUGACAAUGUCACAGUGUAACUGUUGUAAUAGUUGACGAUUGAUAGACACAGAAAUACCUAUCACAAUAAAAAAUUAUAAAACUAAAGUUUG